ACUUCAGUACGGCACUGCGCUGAUCGUUCCAGUGAUUGUUAUUGAAGAAUAGCACCGACGUUUCAGAUAUGUCGCGUUUUAGUGUGGUGACUGAAUGGGCUAAGGUGUCAUAACGUGUGUACUGGUGUAUAAUACUGGUAUACUAGCUGGCGAAUGCAUUCUCCUAAGGUUACCUGCCAGUGUAUUCCUGAUAGGUUACGCAGUACAAAAUAAUACUGCUGCAAAAGAUAGGGACUAGAAGAAUGAGUUACAGCUUAUGCCGCUUAACGCGUGACGAGAACUCCAGAGCUGUUUGGUGAUAAUUUCAUCUGUGUAUGCGUGUUUUUACGCAAAGAAAAUGUUUUAAAAGGCCACUUAAAAGGGCAGGCACGUUGUGGAAAUUUACCCGAAAAACACUGUGUCUUCAGCGUGCGAUUUCUGGCGAGCAGAUGCACGUAGACGGCUGAAAAUCGGCCUUUAUCUGCCUUUCGAUUAUCCGUUGUGCAUCACCAAAAACUUAUGGAUAUCUGCCUAACUUGCAUCAUCUUCUUGGGUUGCGGAGUCUACCUCUUAGUUCAGAUGAUUCGCUUCAUCUUCGCUGACGCAGACUUCACUUUGCUAUGGGCAGCUAGGUUCGGUAGUAAACCAGGGGUAUAUACCUUGCCCACCACAGAGACACACCAAGUCCUACCAUGGUCCAUAUACACAGAAAGCCUUGGUCCUGUCUUUUGUGCUUUAUCAUGUUCCAGCACAAAACCCGUGGAUCAUAGAAGUCGUGAAGAGUCUGUUACUGCCUAUAUUGCUCCCUAUAUUCCAUUUUUACCACCUCAUCCUCAAACAAAGAACAGGAAGCACACAGUAUCCUGGGAGUCUUCACCAUGCCCUCCACACACUCACUCUGUCCACAGUAUUACAAUCAAAAAGGAUAUUCUUGUGCUUCCGCUCGAUUUGCUGGACAGGGCGUCCCACCCAGCGAAGGCCCGCGCUGUACUGCAACACUUCAGCAACGUAGAUGUGCUGAUUAACAACGGAGGCCGCAGCCAGCGCUCGUUGUGCGUGGACACGGACAUGGAGGUGUACCAAGGUCUCAUGGACCUGAACUACUUGGGCACCGUGUCCGUAACCAAGCAGGUCCUGCCCCACAUGACGCGCCAUGGCAGCGGUAUCAUAGCAACCGUCAGCAGCAUCUCCGGUCUGGCUGCGGCGCCCUUGUCGACGGGGUACUGCGCCAGCAAGCACGCGCUGCAGGGCUUCUUCAACACUCUGCGUUCAGAGCUGACCGAUUACCCAGACAUCAGCGUCAUCAUGAUCUGCCCGGGACCUGUUGUUUCCCAGAUCGUGCAGAACGCUUUCACCGAGCAGCCAGAUAAGCCUGUGUCCAGCGCUGGCGACCAGAUGCACAAGAUGACCACUGAGCGCUGCGUGUGCCUCAUCCUGGCCGGACUGUCCAAUCGAGUGAAGGAGAUGUGGAUCGCCCAGCAGCCUUUCCUGCUCAUGUUCUACCUCUGGCAGUAUGCACCCACCCUUGCCUGGUACAUGACCAACAUGCUGGGGAAGAAGCGUGUGCAGAACUUCAAGGCUGGUCUGGAUGCAGACUCUGCAUACUUCACCAAGGCAAAGGUCAAGACUACCUGAGAACCUCCAAGAACCUACAUGUACUGAGCCCUUGUGAUGUUCUCACCUGAAGCUUCAUACUUCACAAGGCAUAACGCAGUGCAAGGAGUAGCACUGGCACAAGCACUGAAACAUUCUGAAACUAGGACAUUUUUAAACAUUUAAAAAAAAAAUUAAAAUUACAUAUUCAUAUAUUAAUGUAAACAUUAGGACAUUUUCCAUUUCUUAUCAGGUACACACGUCAAGGAACACUCAAGUUGUAUUUGAGAAAGGUAAUCUCUGAACUCUAAGGGCAUAGUACUAAGGAAGGGGGCUUCUGUAACUGCUACCUUAGACAAGCUUCAAAUGUCUCAUUAGGUAAGAGCUGAGUCUACUCUUGUAAAUUGUUGAGUGGAUCAGUCUACAAGACUUGUAAAGUUGACCUAGAUUAAAAAAGGACUGUAAUGGUCAGGACUACAUACAUUAAAGGAGUUUAUAGACACAAAUCCCCAUCUUUCUAGUAAAGAAUGGUUUGUUUUGCUAAGGCUAUGCAUGCGAGUUACUUAGCCUGCCAUUGGUGUUCCUGUACUAGUUGUAGCCCUUCAAUGAAACAAAUGGUCAAAAUAACCCAAAGUAACCAAAACCUGCAUCUCACAUACAUAUGAUGCCCUGCGCAUAUAUGCAUUUAUCUGAAAGAAAGUGAUGUACAGGAGAAAAUUCAUUUUUAAUGUAAGAUCAAUUUUACACCUGUAAAAAUGGGUCCAAAAAAGUUACUUUUAACAUUUAUGAAAUAAAAGUCAAAGGCA
Electrophorus electricus (electric eel) is the source of this 2378-nucleotide messenger RNA. The record is from RefSeq and is a predicted model, not a curated record. NCBI's taxonomy places the organism in Eukaryota, Metazoa, Chordata, Actinopteri, Gymnotiformes, Gymnotidae.